CCCUGCACUCCUGCAAACUUCUCUUCCACUGCUGCACUGCAGGCGCAUGUGAGUUGCGUCAAAUUGUUUGCAGCAAAUCGUUUCAUCAUUCGGUAGCUCUCCCUGUUUAUCUGACCCGGCGCAGAAAUGUGAACUCCGAUCACGCGAACUUGUCUGACGACAUUCACUAAUUCCUCAAUCCUUUCUUUGCAGAUUACUGCUGACCUUUGGUUGUCAUCUAUCGUCGCGCAUAGAUUCUUUCCCUCUUUGUUUGUUUCACUUGGGGCUGCUGGAACAUGAUAAGAUAAAGGACCCUUCCAGUCACCGCCCCUCGUCCGAUCGCGACUUUGCCAGGAGUUGCUCGAAAAGAUGCUUGCCUCUCUCUUACGCCCGAAGAAACGGAGAACAUACGCAGACCGUUCUCCGUUUUCAUCGCCGUAUACUACUCGGGACUCACCGUGGCCGUUUCUCGACAGUAUCACCCCGCAAGGGGAAGGGGGACAAGGAUAUGGAGAAUUGGAUGGAAACAAUGGCUUCAAUGAGACAAGUGGUCAACUACCGGGCUUCAACCACGAUGAAGAUGAAGGGGAGGAGACACCUGCGGACACCAGCCCUCUUCUUCCUAUCUUUUCUGCCUCUCACCUCGACACCCUUCCGGUAUAUGAUAUCACGCACGCCAUUCGCCCCUUGAUUGUCGCGCGCUGCGAAACUACUUUGACCUGGGACCAGUUGCGGUCGCCUCAGAUCUCUCAAUUCCUCGUGAAGCCUAUUCAACAGAAAAUACGAGCGGGACACUUUUCCCGAGCCACUUUAUACGCGCUAAUGACCAACUGCUUGCAAUUCGCAAAAGAGGUGCAUUCGAACCCCGGAAACAGUGGUGUGAGUCAGACCAGGGCUAUGGUGAGCGAGCUUCUCGCCAUAAAAUUACUGCGGGAGUAUACGACGCGAGAAUUGAUUGAUGCUCUGUCUUAUGAGUUUUAUCCGCUCAAUGGACAGGCUGUCACCGAACGAACACGAGGUUGGAAUUCCACGCAGGUCAAUAAGCGACCUGGUAUUGCCCGUAUUUCCUGCCUCGAAAUAGCCAUUAGAGCCCAAGCCAAACGUUUCUUAUCACAUCCUCUUGUUGUCCAGCAGCUCGAGGCCAUUUGGGCAGGCACAAUAGUGUUUCAUUCGGCAGCCGACAAUCUUCAUCGCUCGCUGGCAAGACCUCAUCGGAACGGAGGUCUGGCCUACGGCUCGACUUCCAAUGCAGUACCGGUCAAUCAGCAGGUACAAUCUGGAAUGUCCGGUCUGCGCCGCUCAGUGACUAUCUACGACCCAAGAGACGCAUCUUUGUUCAAGCUUUCCAGGCUGCGGGUGCCUCGUUACCGUCAGUUUCUAUCCACACUUUCGUUCGCAAUCUUGCUGGUCCUGUUUCUAGCUGUUCUGCAACAGCGUCGCCUUGAAAUCACCUCACUUGAGAUCGUUUUCUGGUUUUGGAGUGCUGGCUUUAUGCUUGACGAAAUCGUUGGCUUUAACGAGCAGGGAUUCAGCCUAUAUCUCAUGAGUUUCUGGAAUCUCUUUGACCUCGGGAUCCUGUUCCUUCUCUUUUGCUAUUACUGCAUGCGGCUUUAUGGCGCUGUGAUGCCAUACACGCGUAAUAAAUACAUUGCAGAUCAGGCGUACGAUAUUCUGGCUGCGAAUGCCGUCCUGUUGUUCCCACGCCUUUUUUCAAUCCUCGAUCAUUAUCGGUAUUUCUCCCAAUUGCUCAUCGCAUUCCGGAUCAUGGCCUCGGACUUGAUCGCAGUCUUUCUGUUGAUCAUCAUAGCCUGCAGUGGAUUCUUUGUUGCAUUCACACUCUCUUUUGGCAAUGGCGAAGACCACUCGCCUGGUGCCGUGGCGUAUGCUCUAUUCCAGAUGCUGAUGGGGUUUACCCCAACGGCCUGGACCCUCUGGGAUGACUACAACACGUUGGGGAAGAUCAUACUGACUAUCUUCUUAUUCAUCUGUCAUUUCGUUGUCGUGACCAUACUGAUCACGGUUCUCACCAAUUCCUUUAUGGCCAUUGUACAGAACGCCAAUCAAGAGCACCAAUUCCUUUUCGCUGUCAAUACCAUCUCCAUGGUGAAAUCGGAUGCUCUCUUUUCGUAUGUUGCGCCGACAAACAUACUGGCAUGGUUGAUCGCUCCAUUGCGCUACUUCAUGUCUUUCAGACAGUUUGUGCGACUUAACCGCACCAUCAUCAAAGUGACUCACCUGCCGAUUUUGUUUUCCAUUUGCCUUUAUGAGAAAACAAUACUCAGCUUGCAAGUCAUGGGCUCUAUCGACCUCUUCGAUCCAUCUGCUCGUACCGAUAGCGCAGAUCGCUUUCGACCCCGUCGUAAUCGAUUCAGAGCUUUCACUUCCCAAGGCCAUCGGCUUGUCCGAGAACCCUCAGUAGCGACCUAUCAGAAAGACCGGGCCUUAGAAGCUGUUUUUCGACAACCUUAUCAGGAUGAGCCUGGCAGAGGUCUUGCAAAGCUUCAUCCUCGACAAAAUGACCUGGUCGUUAAUAACUGGAUGCAAACCAUGGGAUCCGGGCCGAUCCACCCUCCCGAUGAGCAGGACUCGGAUGAAGUUGACCGUUUGGAAAGAUUUCCAAGGAACCGAUCCGGGUAUCCGCGACGAACGACACGGAGUCUGCGCGAUUUUACAGAGUCAAACCGGUCGGCUACCUCUAACCCUGAGGAAUCUGCGCACCAUGCGGCAUCUUCACCUGCCACACCCCGGUUUGGGAGAGGCUUCUUAACACCUGCAAGAACGAGACAGCUUUCGCGGCAGACAGGAAUGGAGGGUGAUGAUGAGCUUACGAGCGACGAUAAUGGCGAGUGGGCUGAGAGAGGGCAGGAUCAUCAAUCACCGUCGAAGAAUUCCGAGCAGAACACUCUCAUGAGCUCCCACGAGAGCUCUCAUGCCACGCCACCGAGAUUCUUCAGCUCCCGGCCCUCAACAGCGCGACUAAAAUCUCGCAAGAACAGUCCCGCUCGGCGCUUCAGAAUGCAUACACGGAACUACUCGGGUGCCACUAUGCUGUACAAUCCGAUCUCCCGGAGAAGCGAACAUGAAAACCCGGAAGCUAUGCCACAUCCUGUCAGGCCGAGGGCCCACACGCCAGACCGUGCCAGUAGUAUCCUUGGUCCGACAUCCAGGGGACCUUGGGCCUUACGACGGCACAGUACGGACGGUGGCCGGUCUCGAACCACAACCCUGCGUAGAUCUGACCCCAUGUCAGUCCCAGACAUGAAUGGUUUCUCGGCGCCAGACUCUCACUUCAGGGGACGCCGACAGCCAUCAAUGCUCGACGGACUGGGCUCUGACCUGGGAGACAACAAGGCUAUCGCGAAUGGCUUCCUUGGCGGGGCUCCGUCAAGCAUGACUACCCAAAUGGCCUACGCCACGGGCAACAUCAGGCGGUCUGACAGUCCAAACAGCAACCAGGAUAUGCUGAGCAAACUCGUUCUGGCUCGGAUGAACAAUAUUGAAGAAGGUUUCCGUGAGGUGAUCAAGGAAGUCAAGGAUCUCCGUCGCGGUGGAGGCAGUCGCAGCCAAAGUCGACCUGACGAGCAAGGUAUCAUCACUCAACGGGAGAAGAAGAAAAGACGGGCCGGUGACAAGAAAGAGGCGAAAAAGAACGGACCGGGUUCUCGCAAAAGCAAGACCAGCAGCGAAGGUCAAUACUCGGACGAGUCGAGCACUCACCUGCGCGAGGAGGGAACCAUCUCACAGAAUCAGUAGCCGUCGAUCUCACGUGAUGCAUUUAUGAUUAUGAAAUGUUCAUUGUCUUUAUAUAAGUACAUGGUUGGCUGUCUCAUUAUUCUGUUGUUAUGCUGCGGUACAUAGUGUUUAUUCUCAUUUGAUACCCU
Molecule: messenger RNA, 3860 nt
Organism: Aspergillus saccharolyticus JOP 1030-1
Lineage: Eukaryota; Fungi; Ascomycota; Eurotiomycetes; Eurotiales; Aspergillaceae
Product: putative cation channel family transporter
Exons: 2
Coding region: 349-3732 (1127 amino acids)
Biological process (GO): transmembrane transport; monoatomic ion transport
Cellular component (GO): membrane
Molecular function (GO): monoatomic ion channel activity
Source: RefSeq, a predicted model, not a curated record